Manihot esculenta (cassava) is the source of this 1292-nucleotide messenger RNA. RefSeq names its product inositol-phosphate phosphatase. The record is from RefSeq and is a predicted model, not a curated record. Lineage: Eukaryota; Viridiplantae; Streptophyta; Magnoliopsida; Malpighiales; Euphorbiaceae. The coding region runs from base 32 to 1030 and encodes 332 amino acids. Gene Ontology annotation, biological process: inositol metabolic process; phosphatidylinositol phosphate biosynthetic process; signal transduction. The transcript has 12 exons. Gene Ontology annotation, molecular function: inositol monophosphate 1-phosphatase activity.
GAAAUGGCAUCUAUCUUUUCCCAAAAAUUUGAUGCAAACUCUUGACGUAAUUCGUAUCUCGCAGUUGCAGUUGGUGUCUGUUUGUGCAUAUAAACAGAGAAAAAGCCUCCUUUUUGUUUCUGCCAGUGCUCUAACGCCCAGGCUCCUCGUCUUAAACACGAAGAACCCGUUUCACAUUUCAUCAUCUUCAUCGCCCGCAAAUCCACUUCUCUUCGCUAUGGCAGAAAAUGAUUCAUUCUCUGGAUUCCUGGAAACUGCUGUUGAAGCAGCUAAGAGAGCUGGAGAGAUUAUCCGCAAGGGAUUCUACCAGACCAAGCAUGUAGAGCACAAAGGCCAGGUUGAUCUAGUCACUGAAACUGAUAAGGCUUGUGAAGAUCUCAUUUUUAAUCAUCUCAAACAAUGUUACCCUACACAUAAGCUCAUUGGGGAAGAAACUACUGCUGCCUAUGGUAUUACAGAGCUGACUGAUGAACCCACAUGGAUAGUUGAUCCUCUUGAUGGAACAACCAACUUCGUGCAUGGGUUUCCCUUUGUCUGCAUUUCAAUUGGUCUUACAAUUGGAAAGGUUCCCACUGUAGGUGUUGUUUACAACCCUAUUUUAAAUGAGCUUUUUACUGGCAUCCUUGGAAAAGGUGCUUUUCUUAAUGGGAACCCCAUAAAAGUAUCAUCUCAAACGGAGCUUGUGAAGUCUCUUCUUGCAACAGAGGUUGGAACAAAACGUGACAAGGCUACUGUGGAUACCACUACAAACAGAAUUAAUAGCUUGCUUUUCAAGGUGAGAUCCCUUAGGAUGAGUGGCUCCUGCGCACUGAAUCUAUGUGGAAUUGCAUGUGGAAGACUUGAUAUGUUUUAUGAAACUGGUUUUGGGGGUCCAUGGGAUGUGGCAGGUGGUACCGUGAUCGUCAAAGAAGCUGGAGGACUUGUUUAUGACCCGUCUGGUAAAGAUUUUGACAUCACCUCACAUAGAGUGGCAGCUUCAAAUCCUCUCUUGAAGGAUGCAUUCGUCGAUGCUUUGCAGCAAUCAGGAUAAGAAAGUAACCAUUACUUUUGCAAAUUACAAAUUAGCUGCUGUUUAAUAAUUCGAUUCUCAGUCCUGUAAUCAACUUCUAGCAGUGUCCUCAUUGGUUUUCAUUGUGAUGGUUUAGAAGUGAGGCUAGCUGGGUUUCAUUAUGAUAGUUUAGAACGAAGGCUAGCUGAUAUCAGCAAUGAUUCUUCCAAAUGACUUAUAGCAUUUUUUCGGAGCAUAAUUUGUAGAAUCAAAUAUUGUUAAGGAAAAACUGUCGUACUCUAAA